UAUGUUCUCGUUGCGUUAAUCGCACAAAUUGUGCUCUCAUUAAGGGGUUUAGAUGCGAAACAUGAUCCAUCUGCACACAUUGAACAAGCCGCUGAAAAGCGUGCGCAUAAUCUGCAUCGAGUUGAUACGUUAAUUUUAUUGUUAUUUGUAACAUUACUGGUUCUCAUUGUUCUAACUUCGUGGUUUUUCAAACAUCAUCGAUUUCAAUUCAUCCAUGAAACUGGUCUCACUCUAUUUUACGGGUUAUUGAUUGGUCUGUUGUUGAAAUAUACAAGUAUUGGUGUUAUUGAAAGUCAGACGAUUGAUGUGGUUCAAAAGAAUCAAACUCCUGUCAAGGAACCACCCGACUAUCUGCGACUUGAGGUGGAACCGCCGAAUGCAGCAAAAGUUCAGUUCCACUAUGAAAUGCUUGAGGGAUUCUUCGGUGAUACGAAGAAACAGAGCGAACGACAACUUGAGCAAAAGGCAGUAUUUUCACCUGAAAUCUUCUUCAAUUUACUAUUGCCACCAGUUAUUUUUAAUGCUGGUUACAGUCUCAAAAAGGUAUUUCUUUUGCUAUCGCUAUUUUUGAAUUAUUUCUUAUUGCUCUCUGAAAAAAACCUUAGAAUCACAUGGUUAAAAUUUUCAUUUCUGCUUUGUUGGUAA
Molecule: messenger RNA, 645 nt
Organism: Anisakis simplex (herring worm)
Lineage: Eukaryota; Metazoa; Nematoda; Chromadorea; Rhabditida; Anisakidae
Source: the annotation of a GenBank genome assembly